AUGGGAAUCCCAUUCGACUACGCGCCAGACCGGCCAGAGCACAUUGAUGCGAUCUUAAAUGGCCUCGAUAGAUACAACCCCGAGACGACAGCCAUCUUUCAAGAAUAUGUCGUACAACAGUGUGAGGGCAAGUUCGUGGACUGUUUUGCGAACUUGGCAUUGUUGAAGCUAUACCAAUUCAAUCCCCACCUCACUAAAGAUGAAACUAUCACCAACAUCCUCGUCAAAUCCCUCACCGUCUUCCCUUCGCCCGACUUCUCACUCGCUCUCCAUCUUCUCCCACCACAUAUCCUCACCCCAAUAUCAGCAUCCUCUGCUCUCCCAGCAGCAGGCGACGCACCCCUCUCCGAAGCAGUACAGAAGCUCAAUGUCCUGAACAACCUCCUCGGACAAGCCUCCUAUUCCCUUUUCUGGAGUACCCUCGAUAGCGAUGACCUGUACGCCGACUUGAUUGCUGACGUCGCCGGUUUCGAAGAGCUGAUCCGUGUUCGAAUCGCCCUUAACAUAUCUCAAUCUGUUCGGGAAGUCGAGAGACCGGUCCUGGAAUCAUGGCUGGGAAUGCAGGGCGAGGCAUUCGAGAAAUUCGUUAGCGGUGUUUGUGGAUGGGAGAUGGAGGGCACGGUCAUCAAGGUUCCAUUGAACAAGGAGAACGAGGCGAAAGGAACUGUUGUUAGGGAGAAUGUCAAGAUGGAGCAGUUCUCGAGGGUGAUUAGAAGAGCUUACGAGCAACCUGCUUGA
This is a messenger RNA of Cadophora gregata, 738 nucleotides long. RefSeq lists its product as uncharacterized. Gene Ontology annotation, cellular component: eukaryotic translation initiation factor 3 complex; cytoplasm. The transcript has 2 exons. Lineage: Eukaryota; Fungi; Ascomycota; Leotiomycetes; Helotiales; Ploettnerulaceae. Gene Ontology annotation, molecular function: translation initiation factor activity; ribosome binding. Gene Ontology annotation, biological process: regulation of translational initiation. The record is from RefSeq and is a predicted model, not a curated record. Bases 1 to 738 code for a protein of 245 amino acids.